Molecule: messenger RNA, 657 nt
Organism: Eremothecium cymbalariae DBVPG#7215
Lineage: Eukaryota; Fungi; Ascomycota; Saccharomycetes; Saccharomycetales; Saccharomycetaceae
Gene: NAT2
Product: Nat2p
Exons: 1
Coding region: 1-657 (218 amino acids)
Cellular component (GO): mitochondrion
Source: RefSeq, a predicted model, not a curated record
AUGUUUAGGACAGGAUAUAGAUCAUUCAUACCCAAUCUGGGAUCAAGAUUAUGCUUUGGAAGAAACUUUCGUGUAAUCAGGGCCUAUACUAUCGGGAAUAGUUCUCGCGGAGCUGGCAGCAAGUCUAAUACUGGCUUAAAGGGUCUUAUGCAAACUUAUGGCUGGUCCGCUCUUGGAGUAUACUUAGCAUUGUCUGCAAUAGAUCUACCUAUCUGCUUCUUUGGAGUGCACUCGAUGGGUGAGGUAAAUAUUAAGGUGUACUUGAACCGGUUAAAGAAUGUUGCUGGAUUUGGCAAAGAUGAACAGCAACUACGAGAAGAGUUGGAAUUAGAGAUGAAUCAAAGAGAAAUUGACAAGUUAAAUGACUCUAAAAAGGACCAGAGCAUUUUAGAACGGGUGAAGAAUAGUAAUGUUCUGGCAGAGUUUGUAAUUGCCUAUGGAAUUCACAAAUCAUUGGCGUUCAUUAGAAUUCCAAUUACUGCGGCAAUAACACCUGGCUUAGUAAGAUUAUUGCAGUCGUGGGGCUUUAACUUGGGUAAAAUGAACAAACGGUCUAAGCCACUGUAUGGCACUGGUAAAUUAAUGAACAAGUCUGGACGUGCUGACGAUUUUAUAAAAGGGACUACCGCCCCUAAAAACCACCCACCUAAACAUUAG